AUGUUUUACUUCCACUGUCCCCCGCAGUUAGAGGGUUCUGCCCCCUUCGGAGGCCACUCCACGGGAGACUUUGACGAUGGUUUCUUACGCAGGAAACAACGAAGAAACAGAACCACGUUCACCCUGCAGCAGCUGGAGGCUCUGGAAGCAGUUUUUGCUCAAACCCACUACCCCGAUGUGUUCACUAGAGAAGAGCUGGCCAUGAAAAUCAACCUCACAGAAGCCAGGGUGCAGGUAUGGUUCCAAAAUCGAAGGGCUAAAUGGAGGAAGACAGAACGAGGUGCAUCAGACCAGGAAGGCUCUAAAGAAACAAUGACCGAGGUGGCACCACCAGUGAGAAAUUUAAAUUCCCCCUCUCCAGUUGAUCAAACUAGGAACAAGAAGGAGAGCCUAGAGAUUCAGCAGAGCCUAAGCCGAUCAGUUGGCCCCACCGGACCUUUCUUCCCAUCAUGUCUACCUGGGACUCUUCUCAACACAGCCACCUAUGCUCAAGCUUUAUCACACGUCGCUUCUCUGAAAGGGAGCCCUCUGUGCUCUUGCUGCGUUCCAGACCCCAUGGGCCUCUCCUUCCUCCCCACCUAUGGCUGCCAAAGCAAUCGCACAGCCAGCGUGGCAGCACUGCGCAUGAAAGCGCGGGAACACUCGGAGGCCGUGCUGCAGUCCGCCAACCUCCUGCCAUCCACCAGCAGCAGCCCUACCCCCCCGGCCAAACCUGGCCCGGAGAACAGCCAGGAUAACAGGUCGUCUCCGACCAAGGAACAGAUGGAUGGGGAGAAGAGCGUAUGA
Molecule: messenger RNA, 786 nt
Organism: Gopherus flavomarginatus (Mexican gopher tortoise)
Lineage: Eukaryota; Metazoa; Chordata; Testudines; Testudinidae
Gene: DRGX
Product: dorsal root ganglia homeobox
Exons: 6
Coding region: 1-786 (261 amino acids)
Biological process (GO): regulation of transcription by RNA polymerase II
Molecular function (GO): DNA-binding transcription factor activity, RNA polymerase II-specific; RNA polymerase II transcription regulatory region sequence-specific DNA binding
Source: RefSeq, a predicted model, not a curated record